Molecule: messenger RNA, 648 nt
Organism: Linum tenue
Lineage: Eukaryota; Viridiplantae; Streptophyta; Magnoliopsida; Malpighiales; Linaceae
Source: the annotation of a GenBank genome assembly
CAACCCAUUCACCCGUUCCCCCUCUCCUUCCCCCCUCUUCUUCCCCAGCUCCGUCCCCAUUCAAUCUCCUCUGAAAAGGUGAAAAGUCUCUCAAAGCAUCGCAGUCACACGCAAACCAAAGGCAGCUUUCAUACUCCAAAAACCCCUUCGCUAUGACAAACCCCGAAAGAAACGUUUACAAUCCCUAACUAUCUUCUCAUUCCCCUUCCCAACUUCCCCUUUUCAAGAUCUGUGCUUUGAAGUAACUUCCUGUAGUCGAUCAGUAGUAGCAGCCACCGUACCGGACAGCGGCGGAGCAAAGCAGUGGAAAAAUGGCGUACGUCGACCACGCGUUCUCGAUUACCGACGACGAUCUAAUGAUGGACGGAUCGUACACCAACACCAACCGUCCAUCCAUCAAGGAAAUCGGAAUCGCCGUCUCCCUCCUCGUCUUUGGCGUCAUCGGUAUCGUCGUCGGCUUCUUCAUGACCUCCAAGAGUUGGUGGCGACAGAGCUCAUGGUGGUUUGGAUUUCUACCGCUCGGGUUUUAACUAUGGUCGUCGAAGUGCUGGGGAUCGGUGUUAGUCUGGGAGUGGAGCAGCCGAUGAUGGUGGAUUGGGAGGAGGUCGAAGCGGCGGCGGCGGCGAUCAAGAGGGAUGAUGUGGUGAG